Varroa destructor (honeybee mite) is the source of this 6125-nucleotide messenger RNA. RefSeq lists its product as uncharacterized. The record is from RefSeq and is a predicted model, not a curated record. Lineage: Eukaryota; Metazoa; Arthropoda; Arachnida; Mesostigmata; Varroidae.
CCCUCCCCCCGCAAACAAGUCUAAUAUUACCUCUCUUUCCUUGGUCCUCCCUCGCUUCCAGGAUCUGACAACGACGACCGCAACGAUAACGGGCGCUGUUUUGACUGGGGGCUACUAGUACCGCCGAAUCGACGGACAGAAGGCAAGACGAAGAACGGGUAGGAGCUGCUGGUUUAUGCUCAGCUCUGUCGCCAGAGAGCCGUUGAGCGUUUUGCGGCCGUUUACCUUAGGGGCCGUGGGGUGAUGGCUGCUGUGUUGGUACAUAAUUGUAGGUAUGCCAUGAAGGAUAGCACACGCUCGCCAACUAGCUAGAUAGGCGCUGCGUGUGACACCAACGUCGGAAUUUCUCUCACCCAUUCGUCUAUUUACGUGCUUGGUUAUCGCUAGUGUCGGCCCGGUGCCUUUCCAAACGACGUCCUUCUGUGCUUCUCUCCCAUUUAUCGCUGCCGCUGGUGGUGCUCCCACUACACAGCGCCGCGCUUCGUCACUGAGGUGCUGUUGGAGCACUAAGCUUGGCUGUGAAGUGCCACUGGGGGUUGCUGCUGAUACUCCCGAUUACCGACUCCUGUCUACUACAACUAAAACUGAGUGGGCAAGCAGUAGCGGCGGCCAGAAGACGACUACGACGAUCGUCACUCCAAAAGCGGCGGCAGCAGCAUAAGGAAUAUGCCCGAAAGAGUGAGUGUAGCGGGAAAGAAGUAAAUGCAGCAAAGAACCUCUGGGGCCAUCUCUAGCUAAACAACCGUAAAUAAGGCCGUUAUGUGCAUAGCAGGAGCAAAAAACGACUGCGCCAGUGUGUGCCUCUCGUUCUUUUAAAACAACAGCAACAAGCAAAGAAAUCAAGUGAACCCAUUACUGGCUUAAAUCUGUGCGGGCUUGGCACUCGAUUGGAUUGGAGUUUUGGUAUGCUGGCCUGUCUCGACAAUUAGACUGACUAAUUGACUUCGGUUGGCUUCUCUAAGAGGGGGACAAUGUCGGGUUGUUCUUGUUACUGCGCAUAAAUACGAUUAUUGCUUCAAUUGGAUACUAUUUUGUUGGCCGAUUCUGCCUCUGACUCAGUUUCGGCUAAUGAAUGCUUGUACUCAUACUGGUGUUCAAUAGAUAUCGCAUCAUCGUAUAUAUCGUUGAUAUUAUGCAGAAAAAGAUCGCGGUGGCGAUAUUUUGAUCCCGGAUGCUGUAAUUUAGAGAAAACACCAACGAAAUAAUAUUGCUAUGGCUAUCGUACCCUGGCGGGGUGCAGAUUAGCGUUCUACUGUUAUCGUGUUUCAAUUCACGGGUAUACAAUUGUUCUAUACUAGAAAAUCGAUUUUAGUAUUUGAGUAAAAAGGAAUCGAUAUCUCGCGGAAUGGCCAGUUUCCGUCUGUUGCAACACUGUCAAAUGUACUAAGUUCUUUAUUAAGAACAAAAAGCUUCGGAGAAAGCGGAUCGGCGUAGAAAACAACGGGUUCUCGGCUACUCCAGCGAGAUUUUUGGAAGACUUGACGAUACGCCUAACCUAGUCUUGUCUCUCGCGUAUCCAGUGCAUUUCUAUUCGACAGUCAAAAACAUGAUAGACUAGUCGUUAAGGCUACAUUUUAAUAAGUUUGUAUGUGCGUGUGUUUGAUCUCAUACAGCUUCAAUUCCAAACAGAAGUAGAGUAGUGAGAACGUAACAGAAGCAUAAAUGUGACACCAGCGAACGAAAGUAUCUCGGACAUUUGCUGUUCGUUGCUAUACAUGAUUACGUUGGUGCAUAUAAAAAGUGGUGUAUCCGCAUCUCGGUCGGAUCUGUUCGUGUGAUGUAGACACAAAUGUGCCCCAAAGCUCAACUGAUCCUUCAGGAUCGAUGCGAAUAAAAACUCUCAGAAUAAACGUUUUCGUGUCUCUCUGUACACGUCAUAUUGAGGUGAGUUCCAUGCGUUCCAUGAGAGGUAGUUCCAAACAUUCGACAUGCAGUGAUUGCUACAGGGAAACGACAGAGCAAUACCAAAAAUGAAAUCGAUGUCGAAUUUAUGAUAUUGGAACUACCGAAUGAAAAACGAUUCUGAUGCCCAGAAGAUUCAGAAGCUGAGGUAAGGCAAUAAAACGUGGGUUCUCAUGUAGUAUCCGUACUCUUGUAAUCCAUAUUUUUAUUGGCCUCGUAAUCAAACUGCACCGUUGUUCGAAUAGUUAAAAAAAUGUGCUUCACAAGGCUCCCAUCUACUUUAAUUUGCAACGUCCGACUACAUCAUUGCGCUUCGUCUUUUCAGAAAAAACGGAAUACAAAUUGACAACAAAGACGACUUCACGCGUGAACGAAAUUAUUGUGAAUGCCUUACAAGGAACACCUAUAACAAACGGUGUGAAAAUUCCAGGCACAGAAGACAAAUGCAUCGUGAAGUCAACGGCAGAUGACAGCAUCCCUAUCAAAUGAGUUUUCCGUCGCCGGGAAGCUGUGUGGGAUCAGGCGCUCCCCAGAGCAAAACCACCACCAACAACAACAACACCAGCAGCAGCAGCAGCAGCAGUAGCAGUAGCAACAAUAACAACAACAACAAUAAUAACAAUAACAGUAACUGUAAUGUAGCGGUCGGCGGCCCGAAUACCGUCAAAGCGACAUCGGUUCACCACGGAGUCAGUCUCGACCGAAACGAUCUCAUUAAAUUGCUCGGCGUUCUAGAAGGAGAACUGCAAGCUCGCGAGGUCGUGAUAGCCGUGCUUAAAAGCGAGCGUAUCAAGCAGCUCGUCUAUCCUGUUGGACCCCGGUUGGCUCGACCAGGACCGCGAAACCCGCUCACCCAGCUAUGGCAGGACGCUCUCGCUGCAACAGAGAACUUCCCUCCAUCUUCGACGCCUGCCUCUCAGCACCACUGUAAUAGCGUCGCGGCCCAUCACAAUGGUCAUGGUGGUGAAGGUAACUUACCAUCAACAGCUCCUUCGGCAGUGGCAACAACAUGCGGAACUCCAGUGUUAGCGAGAUCAGCCUCAUCGCUUUCACCCACGACAGCGCCCCCCACGACAACAAGCAAUAAUAAACAACAACAACAACAACAACAAUCUUCCCUCGAUUCCGCGCCCAGUGGGACAAGUCAAGAUGUCAUGAAUUUGUCGCCAGCGACAACAACAUCUGCCUCCUCUAUAACAACAACCAUAGCGUCGACAACAGCUGCGACAUCGUUCCCGUCUCCGGCCUCAAUUAACCAUCGAAUUGAUGUGAAUGCUAUUCACAGCCUGCAAGAGGUACAGGCAAAGCUAUUGGAGAAUAUGAUCUCUCAAAACAAUGAGCUACUUACAAAGGUCAAAGAGCGUUGUUGUGGAGGUUGCCAGUGCCAAGGAGCAGGUUCGAUCCUCGGAGCCGGCUUCAUUCACGACCAGCUUCCGAGUCGAGAACCGAAGGAAGAAGCGAAAGAAGAGGCUCAACGCCUCUUCGAGGCUGAAACGUCAGCUAGCGCCGUUCUUGGCCGCGUACGGGAACGCGAAAAGCAAAUGGUACUCCUUUUGCUAGCUGAACGACAUCGGCUCGUAGCGAAGCUGGACACCGCCAGACAGAAUUGCGUUGAGCUGCUGCGCGCAUUACGUGAAGAGAAGGCACGCAACGCUGAAAUUGUCGACGGACUGGAAGAGGAGAGCAAACGCAGUCUAUUGCUUGAAGAGCAAGCUGAAGCUGUUGGCCGACAGCAUGCUGCCUAUCGAGCGCAAUGCCGCCAAGAGGUAGACGCGCUUCGUGAAGAGAAUGCACGACAGAAAGCGGAAAUUGAACGGCUACGAGCCGAUCUCGAGCGCGCUACAGGAGGCGGUGUACGGAGCCAGCUGAUUAGUGGUCCUGCACCAGGCCCGGCGCAUCACUCAUCCGCAGCCCCAGCUAUUGCUCCAGCUGUCCUGGCGCAACGAGCAGUCGCCCAUGCGCCGGCGGGAUUUCCUACCCCAUCUGGAGUACCUGCAUCGGCUAUUGCUGCUAGAUCAGGUGAUGAAUCAAGGGCAACUGGUCGACCUGCGCCGCCGCCUGUCCCGCCUAACAAGCCAGCCAUACUGCGAAAGCCGGCUCAUCUUACGGCUGGCGCGGGCGUCAUCGUCACUCCGAUAGCUGCAGCCACUUCAACCGCCCACACUGCCCCCGUAAACGCGAGCACAAUUGUAUCUGCCGCUUCGCACGACACGUUCGAAGGUGAAAUCAAAAACUUCCAGAGCGUCUUCGUGACAAUGAAGAAUGCCAGCGGUGGUGGACCCGCCCCCGCUCCACCUCAGGCGACUCCGCCAGCAGCUGCCGGUGGGCGACAUGCGUAAAUUUCAAGGCAAACAAACAUAAGCUAUUUAUCACGCGUUAGAUGAACACAUCAAUGAAAACAACGAUCAUGAAUUAUAACCUAGUAAAAAUUCUACUAAUAACGAACAUGGCUAAUGUCCUCCCAAAUGGUCUUACUGUUGGUGUGCUAAAGCGCACAAGUGACUUAGUUACCGUAAAGCGUUCUCUUUACAUCCUUCCGGCAGCCACACACUUAGAAUUCAUAGUAUAUAUAUAUAUAUAUAUAUAUAUAUAUAUAUAUAUAUAUAGUACUAACCUUGAGAGUUCACUGAAACCAAUGCCCUCGUGCUGUACGCAGAGCCUAAGGAUUUUUAUGUACGUGUUUAUUUUUAUUUUUAAUACCAUUUUAGAAUUCGGAUAUAUAAAUGAGUGUAUACGGUAACCCAGUACGUUAUUUCGACGUUUUGUGUAUAAGUAUGGCUUUGCAAAUCAGUGGUCUAUACGAGGCAAACUUAGCAACAAGGCGAGCUAUUUAAAAUUUACAGAGUGUCGAUCGUUGAGUGCGUUGGAACAACUUGUAUCCGAAUACAACGUCCGGAGCACAAUCAUUUUAGAGAUUCUGUUUCAUUUGUAAAAUCUCGAUCGGGUGAGACCGUUCUGAAGGAGUUGUCCCUGUGGGAACAUAUAGAUACGCAAGAUGUCCUUACCGUUUUUCAGUCAUGGUAGUUACGAAAUAGUUGCAUCGCUAUUCGUUUCUAUUUCAGAAAGUGUCAAAUGAACUCUGAGCUGAUCGGGCGUACAUCUACAUAUAUAUAAACGUAUAGCGUUGCACAGUGGAGGGACGGUGCAGUCGCGCUGUGUGAACACCCAAAAAGCAGCAAAACAGUUUUAGAAUUUUGUUCGAACAAGACGAGCCAUUGUAACCGAAUUUCGAACUGCGAGGUAGUAACUUGUAUGACUUGUUUGACCUAAGACGAAGUGUGAUGGGGUCGUCCUCUAGAAGGUGCCAAACCGCUAUAGGAUUUGUUAGAAAAUAGAAAGCAAGCGUCUAUAAUAAAAAUGACUAAUAAAAAUAAAGCUAACAACAUGUACGAUUUUAGACAACUGCAAUUAAAAAACGUGCGGUGGACCGACGCGGAGUACAAACCCUAACCCACCUAUAAAAGCUGCAAUCUCUUUUCUUGUGUCCUCCAUUCGCCUAUAUCGUCGCAUUAUGAGCCUUGCUCGUUUCCCAGAAAGAGAAGUCGUUUAGCGACGUAUCAGUUGUUCGGUAAUGAAUGGCGACGAAUAAAGUACUGAACCGAACAUUUAGUUAUAUAUCCCUACCGAGUAUAACCCAGUGUGGAUUGGAAGCUAGGCUAAGGACGCUGUGUGGACCAUGGCGGCAUGGACGACGCUGACCUAAGCCAAAGGCAAGUGUUUGUACAUAGGGAGAGACUGAAAACUAUACCUAGGUCUGGACAGCUAGCUAUGUUUAAGAUAGAGAAAGCUAGACUGUAUACAAGUAUGGUACUUUGUAGUCUAAAGUGGAAACUGGAAAUUUACUUCCAAGCAGCACUUUCAUUAAGCAACAGGUGAGAGGUAAGGAAAAAUUUCACACCUUGUAUCCAGUUUCGACAAGGAACGUCUGAUUCGUGAAAGCUGAUGAUUAUUGGCCUUCUUGUUCCUUGUUCAUCAUACAACAAGCCUUCCUAUGCCUACUUUUAUUGGUACCGGUGUCCUUAAUGAUUAAUAGCGCGACGCUAACAAGCAACACGUAGAAUCACCUUGUGUCCUUGCCAAACGUACUCAUACACCGUCUUCGCAGGUGUAUAUCUUAUAAAAUAAUAAUGCUGUUGACACUACUCCUUAAUACUAUAUUGGAAAGCAAUCCGUUUGUCAUUUUGCAAGCAUAUAUAUAUAUAUAUAUAUAUAUAUAUAUAUAU